This is a messenger RNA of Nymphaea colorata (pocket water lily), 985 nucleotides long. RefSeq names its product chlorophyll a-b binding protein 13, chloroplastic. Gene Ontology annotation, biological process: photosynthesis, light harvesting in photosystem I; response to light stimulus. The record is from RefSeq and is a predicted model, not a curated record. The coding region runs from base 90 to 890 and encodes 266 amino acids. Lineage: Eukaryota; Viridiplantae; Streptophyta; Magnoliopsida; Nymphaeales; Nymphaeaceae. Gene Ontology annotation, cellular component: plastoglobule; chloroplast thylakoid membrane; chloroplast envelope. The transcript is spliced from 3 exons.
UGCUCCGGCCUGAGAACUCGUUACCACCGCCAGUCUGCACUAAGAGAGAGAAAGAGGCAGAGAAAGGCGGGAGAAACCAAGAAAGAAAAAUGGCCUCCACUUUAGCCUCUGCCAGAUCUGGGACUGUUAUCAAGACCCCGUUUCUAGGCCAAACCAGAGGCUCCAAUGCCAAAUCUCUCAGGGACCUUGUCUCAUUUGGAAAUGGGAAGUUCACAAUGGGAAAUGAACUCUGGUAUGGUCCAGACAGAGUGAAGUAUCUGGGCCCCUUCUCAGCACAGACCCCAUCUUAUUUGACCGGAGAGUUCCCCGGCGACUACGGAUGGGAUACUGCCGGAUUAUCUGCUGACCCAGAAGCCUUCGCAAGGAACAGAGCUCUGGAGGUGAUCCAUGGUAGAUGGGCAAUGCUUGGCGCAUUGGGUUGCCUCACACCUGAGGUCCUGGAGAAGUGGGUGAAGGUGGACUUCAAAGAGCCAGUGUGGUUCAAGGCAGGAGCUCAAAUCUUCUCUGAAGGUGGCCUCGACUACUUGGGCAACCCAAAUCUUGUUCACGCUCAGAGCAUCCUGGCAGUGCUUGGCUUCCAAGUUGUCCUGAUGGGUCUCGUCGAAGGGUUCCGCAUCAAUGGCCUCCCUGGUGUAGGAGAAGGCAACAAUCUGUACCCUGGUGGUCAAUACUUUGACCCACUUGGUCUUGCUGACGACCCUGUUACCCUUGCGGAGCUCAAAGUGAAAGAAAUCAAGAAUGGUCGGCUAGCCAUGUUCUCCAUGUUCGGGUUCUUUGUUCAGGCCAUUGUUACCGGAAAAGGCCCACUUGAGAAUCUCUUAGACCAUCUUGACAACCCAGUUGCCAACAAUGCCUGGGUCUAUGCUACCAAGUUUGUCCCUGGGUCUUAGAACUCUUUCUUACAUGGUGGAGAAUGUGAAUUUGUUGAUAUGCUUAUGUAUCAAUUAUUCAAGUUUAAUAUUCAGAUAGCCAGCUUUUAAUGUGA